ACUCCAAUAAAAACUACGCACAAGCACGUUGACGUUAACGCUAACCGCACCAACAAAUCAAAAACCUUUCAGAAGAAGAAAAAGAAGAAAUGUACAUAAAACAUUUGCAGGGACAGUGAGGAAGAUCCCUUGAAAACUCGAAACACCUACAAAAAUCUUCAUCGAAUAUCAGAGAGGUCGAACAAUUUUCUUCUGUUUUUUGGUUUUUUCCUGUCCGAUUUUCGGUACCAUUGAUAAAAUUUCUUGAGCUGGCAGAUCCGCAAUGGCAUUUUGGCUCAAGGCCGCCGAAGGUUUGCUUGAAGAAGUGGAUCGGAGAGCAAAACAAGUUGUUGGGGAGCUUUCAGAUCAGCAGAUUGAAGCACAGAUAGCAGCAUCUGAGCAAGAUGUGAUUGGAAGAGCAGAGCCACGAAAUUCUACAGGGAAGAGACCUAAAAAGACUUCUCUUACUAAGCCUUUGGCUAAGGCCAAUGGUUCCCAAAAGGAAAGCGUCCAAGUUACAACACAACUACCAGAAUCUGAUAGCAUUCUCCAUAGGGACAGCUCAUCUCUAUCUCAAGAAAAUAUUUUGGUCAAGUCACCAAACACCAAUCAGCCAGUUCAAAUCAAUCAGGAUGUGAAGCUAGCAGAUUCGGUUGUUGGUGAACUUGUGAAACUUUCCUUGCCUAAUGAUAAUAACCAGAAAAAUGACACAGUGCCAGAAUAUCCUAUUAAAGAGGAUAAUGUGGAAGCUGCAUCUACCUCUACAACUGGUAACUUGCAGGGAAAAACAUUUGACACAUCUUCACUAUCAGCGAAUACGAUUGAUUCUUUGGCAACACCAGAGUUGGAUCAUGGGGCUGUUGAAUGUAAUUUCUCAGCGGAGAGUGGCAUUGUGAAAGUAGAGCUGCUUGCAAAGAGUGCACCAUCAAUGGAGACUCCAGAGAGGACUGGUAUCAUAUCAGGAAAUGAGACAGACGGAAGUCAGAAGGAAUUUAAUGAGGAGAAAGCUCAGGAAUAUGAUUCUCCAAAACCUACCAUUCAGAAUGAACAGCCAAAGGAAGAAACACCUUUAUCUGCUAUAGGAGUAGAAGAUCAGCUUGAUGAGGCACAAGGAGUACUUAAAACUGCUGUCUCAACAGGUCAAUCAAAAGAGGCUAGAUUAGCUAAGGUUUGUGCAGGACUUUCAUCUCGUUUGCAAGAAUACAAGUCUGAAAAUGCACAACUUGAGGAGCUACUUGCUGCAGAGAGAAAAGAAAAGAAUUUAUGUGAUACUCGGAUAAAGCAGCUAGAGCAAGAGAUAUCUUUAUCAAAGGCUGCAACAAGUGCUGUUGAAGCAGGGAUGGCUGAUGCAUUAGCUUCAAAAAAUGCUGAAAUUGAAUUACUUAUGACUUCCAUGGAGUCCCUAAAAAAACAGGCCACUGUUGCUGAAGCAAAACUUGCCACACUGCAGGCAAACACAGAAGCUGUAAUGAGAAACCAGAAAUUGACAGAGACAAGGAUGAUACAGACAUUACGUGAAGAGUUGGCAUCAACUGAACGCAGGGCAGAGGAGGAACGUGCAGCACAUAAUGCUACACGAAUGGCAGCCAUGGAGAGGGAAGCAGAAUUGGAACAACGUGCAGCUGAGGCAUCUGCAGCACUGGCAAAAAUCCAGAGAACAGUUGAUGAGAGGACUCAGAGAGCAACUGAUCUGGAACACAAGGUGUCUAUGUUUGAGAUAGAAUGUGCAACCUUAACUCAGGAACUGCAAGAAUUGGAAGCUCGAUCUCGUCGAGAACAAAAGAGGCCAACAGAAGAAGCUAAUCUAACAUCCCAGGCAUGGCGAGAGGAAGCAGAGCGGGCUCGCCAAGCACAGAGGGAAGCAGAGGCCAAGCUUUUUGCCAUGGAGGCUGAAACUCAAAAGAUGAGAGUUGAAAUGUCAAGCAUGAAAAGGGAUGCAGAACAGUACUCCAAGCAGGCACAUAUGGAAUUAGAGAAACGGUACCGUGAGCUGACUGAUUUAUUGUAUUUGAAGCAAACACAAUUGGAAGCCAUGUCUAGUGAAAAAGCUGCUGCUGUGUUUCAGCUAGAGAAAGAAGCAAAACGUUUAAGAGACUUACAGGCAGAAUCUGAAAGGAACAGGAGUUUGCGACGUACAUCAACACCUUGGGAUGAAGAUGAUAGUGAACUCAAGCCACUUGAUGUAGCAAGUCUCUACAGGCCACUUGCAUUGCAACGUCGACGUAUGGUUGGAUCAAGUAUUCGGAAAGCAGCGAAGUUCUUGGACUCUGGAGCAGUUAGUGCUGGAAGAUUUUUAUGGCACCACCCAUUGGCUCGACUCAUCUUACUCUUCUACUUGGUGUUUGUUCACAUUUUUCUACUUUACCUGUUGCAUCGUCUUCAGGAACAAACGGAACGCCUGCUAUAUUCGAGAGAAGCUGCAGCUGCAAUGGGUUUGGUAAACUCUGGUCUACCAUGAUCUUGCUAAAUAACCGUGGCCAAACAUUGGAUUUUAUGGGAUAUCUGCUAUGCAAGUUUUGAAUAUAGAAUAAGCCACAAAGCAUAUGAUUUUGGAGUCCAUGUCAUGUUUACACCAGGAAGAGCAGUUUUGGUUAUUGGUUGGAACAGUGUCUGGUUCCACCAAGUACUGAAGUGCUUUUUGCCUCAAAAUGAAGAUUAAAUUGUUAAAUGUAGGAAUUAGUCAUUUCUUUCUCCUCAUGUGGGGAAUGUCCAUUCACUGUGUAAAUUACCUAGCUCUUGUAAAAAGACACGUGAUUUUAUAUGAAGUAUAUAAUAUGAAACAUUCAAGCA
Molecule: messenger RNA, 2769 nt
Organism: Cryptomeria japonica (Japanese cedar)
Lineage: Eukaryota; Viridiplantae; Streptophyta; Pinopsida; Cupressales; Cupressaceae
Product: golgin-84
Exons: 21
Coding region: 263-2437 (724 amino acids)
Biological process (GO): Golgi organization; retrograde transport, vesicle recycling within Golgi
Cellular component (GO): Golgi cisterna; Golgi membrane
Source: RefSeq, a predicted model, not a curated record